Messenger RNA from Glycine soja, 753 nucleotides. Its product is annotated as B3 domain-containing protein At2g24670-like. Bases 1 to 753 code for a protein of 250 amino acids. The record is from RefSeq and is a predicted model, not a curated record. Lineage: Eukaryota; Viridiplantae; Streptophyta; Magnoliopsida; Fabales; Fabaceae. The transcript is spliced from 2 exons. Gene Ontology annotation, molecular function: DNA binding.
AUGAGGAGCUUGGAAACUUUAAAGGAAUUGGUUGCAACUAUUACAGAUUGGAAGUCGCUUAAGAAGAUGGUUUGCAAACCCUUUAAGCCUUGCAUUUUGCAUUUGGCAAUAUCACAACAUGUGACCCAGUUGUAUAGCGAAGAAGAGUUGGUUCAAUUAAAUAAUUUCAGAAAACUACAUUCAAGUGUUGAAUCGAAGUCAAAGACAAAAAACACUGAUCAGAGGGUGACCGGAAAAAGACAAAUCGAAGGGAUGCCCAAAGAGGAAAGACCCAUGCCAGCAGUGAUUAAAAAACCAAAAAAGAUAAUCUUGAUGCAGAACAACCAAACACCAGAUUUGCCUGCAGAAAUCAAGAACCGAGUCACUGAGUUGAAUGGUCAUGAUAUUAAAUUUCUCAUGCACAAGAAACUCUUCUGUUCAGAUGUGAAACCAAAUAGCAAUCGUUUGUCAAUGCCAAUAAAUGAAAUUAUGUGUGAAUUCCUGACAGAAGCUGAGAUUGCAAAAUUGGAUGAAAGAGAUGACACUAAUGGAAAAGGACGACUUGUUGGUGUGGAAGUAACUGUGUUGGACCCAUGUAUGAGAGAAUUUAUUUUACCAUUGAAGAAGUGGAGCAUGCAAAGGACUGACACCUAUAACUUGGUAAAAAAUUGGAAUAGUAUGGUAUCUGCUAAUAAGUUUGAAGAAGAUCAAGAACUUCAAAUUUGGUCUUUUAGGGUUGAUAACAAGCUAUAUCUUCUAUUAAAUAAACUGUGA